AUGACUCUCACAGAUGGCGACCAUCCACUUGGAGUUACGGGGCCAUCUAGUCUUAUCGACCUGCAUUCCGAUAUUUGGAUUCACGUCGCAACAUUCCUUCCGACACCAGCUCUGGCAGCGCUCAUGCAGACAUCGAGCCAUCUUGUAGAACUUGCGGCCUCUGCCCUUUGCACUCGCACAAAGGACACUCCUCUCCGGCGGGCGCUCGAUGUAGUCUCCUUCUACCACUUCCUCCGUAUCGGGGACUCGAUAUCUCGCCGCGCUGCUCGAGUCAAGGUUUUGCGGUUUGAAAUUGGAGACGCAGCCGAUCUCUACCAGCUCCCCGAUAUCAGUCCAGGUGAGGUCAUCAAUGCUUUCACUGAGAUCUUGCACCACUGUCGAGAUCUACGCCGCCUUCAGAUGAUCCAGUGGUAUUACCAAGUGCCUCCAUCCCACAUCUAUCGCUCUAUCUCGCAUUCUGGGCUCCUCGAAGAGCUAGAACUGAAUGUCGUGGAGGAGGUGGAGGAGGAAGACGUCCUCCAACUCGCGAACCUCCCAUUACGAACGCUGCUGUGUUCGUCGACCGCUCGAGUGUCGUCAAAGCCUCGAGACUAUGCUGUGCUGGGAACGGGGCCAUUGGCGAGAACGCUCGUGGAAGUCCAGCUCCCUUUGCCCGCGCAUGCCUGCACGCUACUUGGGGCAACUUUCAACUCCGUCCGCAAGCUCCGGAUCUCGGUACCCAGGCACAGCACAUUUGUGAACGAUCUCCGAAUCACCUUCCCCAAUAUCUCCCAUCUCACUCUGCUUGGCCAGUGUCCGUGGCAUGAUCCUCGCCGUCCAUGGGCUAGCCGACAUGCGGAGGACGGCAAUGACGUGAUACGGCAGGCGCAUCAACAACAAUGGAAAGACGAUCCAAACAUGUUGCCUGCUCUGAAGUACGUUCGCGUUGAGGACCCUCGCGCAGCCUAUAUUCUGGGCCUUAACAAGCCAAUCUCGUGGAUCUCAAUCAAAUGGUUGUCGUACACACCAUCACAUAUCUUCCCCGAUGUAAUUGCGCAUACCCACCCUACUUCAUUGGAAUUUGUGUUGGACAACCCUAACUAUCGCGGGUCCUUGUUAAUCGACAAUGGGCCUUUUGGUGGAUUGCAAGAGCUAGCUGACAGGCCAGGCGCAGUCUCGUCUUUGCGGUGUUUGACCAUACAUUUUCGAUGUUUCAUGAUACCCUCGGUCGAGCGCGAUCUGGACGAGGCUCUCGACAUGCUCGAAUCCGUCUUGAGACACCUCCCUAUUUCUCAUCUGAUGCUCAAGCUCGACACCGGGCCUGUGUAUCCUGACUUCCUGGACUACAUCAAGGAGACCUACGAUCCGCAAGAAGGAGUUGAGAUUCUAGAUGCCGCGGAAGGAUGGGCAGAGCUCAUGGCCGAAGCGUCCAGUGGUUCGGAGUGUACGUUCCGAAGGACCGCGUUCGCUGUUGGGAGCUCUCUCGUCAGGUCUCUGGCGGAGAGGGAGUCGAGUCGAUAGUGAUACUGCACGAGAUGGAAGAAGAUCAGGCUUGGGAACUGCUUUUGGGGGAGCAAUUGCGAGAGUUUAUCUGAUCU
This is a messenger RNA of Dichomitus squalens LYAD-421 SS1, 1577 nucleotides long. RefSeq lists its product as uncharacterized. The record is from RefSeq and is a predicted model, not a curated record. NCBI's taxonomy places the organism in Eukaryota, Fungi, Basidiomycota, Agaricomycetes, Polyporales, Polyporaceae. The transcript is spliced from 3 exons. The coding region runs from base 1 to 1500 and encodes 499 amino acids.